UGCCAGAGUCGUCUGGACGGUGAAUGUGGAUUUUUUCAGAAACGAUGACGUAUUAGCCCCGCCUCUCUAGCCUUUGACCUCAGCCGCCGCCGCUAGACGCGUCAUAACAACAACAACAACGGCGGACUACAGGCUUGUGCACAGCGCGUGACCUUUAUACGCAUGCUCCAUGGCUUCUUUUUCGGUUUUAGUGUAUUGGUGUGGCGGCGUCACAGCGCCACAUACAGGCUUGGCAUCUGUACUACAGCGUUUUGGGUCCGUAUUGGGUGAGGCCGCGUAUUCGUGUGGAUAGGGCCUAUGUCACCAAUCUUUCAGCACCACUUUUUUUUGCAAGGACAUGCAAAUUAAUUUAGUUGUGAUUAGGCCUUUGCUGCACCAAGACCUGUCCCACAGCCUUUCUGGCAUCUAAUACAACUCACUAGUAGUACAGGGAUUGGUCAGCAGCUCAUCCAGAACCUACAGUAUGUCUUCUUCUAAGUUAGAUGAAAGAAAAUUGAUCAUGGACCUUUGUCCCAAGAUGUUGUUUGAACUUGGUUUUCUUAGAACCAAUCCUUAUCUAGCACACAUACAACAACACUCCCCACUCUGGUUCCACUUGUUGGUGGUCAUUACACUCAAUCAUGUGCUUUCACAUUAACCAGUUGCUUAGGGUAGCAUUGAAGCCCCACACAGCUGGAGCCUUCUUUAACACCACACUUACCCCAAAGAGAGCUGAAUACUUCCUGACAGCAGUGUGGCAAAAGUGAAAGUGGAAGUUUUUGCUCCAGGAAUGUGUCCUAGUCUACUUCUUACUGAUCUUUUCAAACCAAUCAUACACAGGACAAUGCUCAUUACAACUACAUGCUCCUUCACCUAGUUGCGAUAGAGUUGUGGUUAAAGGAAGCAAUGUUUUUAACGUAUGUUUGUGAAUAUAUGUGAUGCAUGACAAAUGUGAUAUUUAUAAAAGAGAAUAUACUUAUUUGACUUGUAUUUCUCAUCCCAAGUAUGGAACAUGGUGGAGUGAAGAGGUUGAAGUCAGGUCAGAGGAAGUAUGCCUGCGAACUCACACUGGACCCAAACACAGUAAACAGUAAUCUCUUUCUGUCCAAGGACAACAGAAAGGUGACAGAGGUGUUGGAAAAGCUGCCGUACCCUGACCAUCCAGAGCGAUUUCACCACUGGAAGCAGGUUCUGUGUAGCGAAGGUUUAACUGGGCGCUGUUACUGGGAGGUGGAGUGGAAAGGAUGGGUUAAUAUUGGAGUGGCAUACAAAGGAAUCAGAAGAAAAGGGCAGGAUGACGACUGCUGGAUCGGACAGAAUGACAAGUCCUGGAGUCUGUUACGCUGUGAUAAUAAGUACUCUGCUUGUCACAAAAACAGGAGAGUAAUCAUACCUAUCCACUCCUCCUUUGACGCUGGUAGAGUAGCAGUGUAUCUGGACUGGCCUGCUGGCAUUCUGUCCUUCUACAGGGUCUCCUCUGACACACUGAGCCACCUCCACACCUUCCACUGCACAUUCACUGAACCCCUCUAUCCUGCAUUUGGGAUUGAGUUAAAGUCAUCAGAAUCAUCAGUUUCACUGUGUCAGAUAUAGCAUGAGGUAGAAGAAAACACUGACAGGGGGAGUUGUGUAACUUUCUGGUACUUACAAUCCAACAAGCAUGCCCUCUUUACACAGUGAUUGGUCUUUGUCUUAUUCAUAGCUCAUAAAUGUGAUCCAUCCAUCCAUUUGUAUAAAUGUAUGACCAGUUGUUAGCUAGCUAGCUGUUAAUGCUAACAUUCAAUUGUUGUAACUGAACUGAUAAAGUGCAUGUUAUUCUUCUUCUGCUGUCACCAAACAGCUUUGGAUACUCCAACACUUUUCAUGUACUUAAAAUAUUUUGCCUUCCUGGCUCCAACACUUCCUAAAAUCACUGUAAAUAAAUGUACACAUUUAAUUUUUUUAAAUAA
Molecule: messenger RNA, 1928 nt
Organism: Morone saxatilis (striped sea-bass)
Lineage: Eukaryota; Metazoa; Chordata; Actinopteri; Moronidae
Product: stonustoxin subunit beta-like
Exons: 2
Coding region: 985-1572 (195 amino acids)
Molecular function (GO): protein binding
Source: RefSeq, a predicted model, not a curated record